AUGAAGAGCUUGAAUGAUGUCGUUUGUGGAUCUCGUCAUGAUGCAAUCCCAUACAUGCUCGGCUACGGCUUGGGUGCAACCAAGAUAUCGGCCCAGUUUUAUGGCCGACACUCACUGCUCCAGCAUCAUGACCAACAAGCGUUACUUGCCUUGGAUUACCACCGAACGAUGCGAUAUGGUCCUGCACAAAUUGCAACGCCGUUCUUUGAUCCUGGAAAAACACUUAAAUUCAGGACUACUCCAUUUACCAAUGGCUGA
Messenger RNA from Gongylonema pulchrum, 258 nucleotides. The record is from the annotation of a GenBank genome assembly. NCBI's taxonomy places the organism in Eukaryota, Metazoa, Nematoda, Chromadorea, Rhabditida, Gongylonematidae.